Cylicocyclus nassatus is the source of this 1959-nucleotide messenger RNA. The record is from the annotation of a GenBank genome assembly. Lineage: Eukaryota; Metazoa; Nematoda; Chromadorea; Rhabditida; Strongylidae.
AUGCAGUGGCUGUGUGUGUUGGUCGGUGCCGUGGCCAUCGUCUCGCUGGUCAGGUGCCAGCACGACGCCUUCGCCCUUCCGCAGGCCCCUCGCUUCGCCCCGAAGCCCACUGUGCCACCCGAGUAUUCCUCAUUCUUCGAACUAGACGGGCACGCCCGUGAGCUGGUCGACUCGCUGCUGGGCCCGCGCCCCGGCGGUCUAUUCCCUGAAAAAGCGUACGAAAUUGGCACACCAUCCGAGCCAAUCACCAACAAUAAGCCAGUUCAUGUGCCGUCGACGUUGGAGAGGACACUCGAGCAGUUUUUCACUGCUCCCGAGCCAGCCAGUGGGCAGGCCCUGCCUCCUGGCUUCGGUUCAGGAUUUUCGCUUCUGAACAAUAACAAGCCAGUCACUGGGUUUGGCUCAAAUACACGUAGGGCUCCACAGAGCAAGGAUAAGGAUGAGUCCGUUGAGGGAUCUGGCGAAGCUCCCAAGAGCUCUAUUGGGGGUAUCCCUAAGGUGUUCCCGAAGCUUCCCAAGGCUCCAAUUGUUCAGCCACAAUCCCUCCGAAGUAGAGAGGCUAUCGUCAUUGAUGACGCUCCAGCACUGCCACAGAUUCCAACUGCUCCGGAGGUUCCCGAAGGUGGAUUCUUGCCAGCUGACAUUCGACGGUCACCACAAUCUGUGUCGAAUGUUGCUUCUUCUCUGGACGAUGAUGUAGAUGGACUGAAUGAUGAUGACGAGUUUGGAGGACUUUCUGAAGAGACAUCCUCAUCUUCCGGUGGUUUAAUUGGAACUAUCUUCAACUUGAUCAGUAUGGGACAGAAGAAAGCUACCGAAGCCAAGAAUGGAGGCACUCCGGAUGAUAAGAAUGCUCUUGGAAAAGCCGUUUCAAGUCUGAUCGGUGGAGAGAACAGUCCAUUACCAGGCAAGAACAUGAUCUCGAAUGUUUUGUACAAGGCGCUCACGUCCAAUAGUUUGCAAUCUAAUGACACCGGAUCUGACCUUGAGCCUCCUCCGCUUACCAACCUAACCUUAACCCCAGCGCAAUCAGCGGCCAUCACUGAGAACUUGGAGAUGGUCCAAAACUUCAUCAUCCAGCCAUCUUCACCUCUCUGCACACAUAAACCUGAACCAGUCGGUUUCGAACUGCAAUCGUUCAUGGGACAGUGGUACCAGGUCGUCUACAGCCCUCCGUUGUCCUCUGGACAAUGUAGCAUGGUUGCUUACAAAAAACUGAACGACGUCAAUAAUGGAGGCCCAGGAUCAAUUUUCGAGAUCUUCGAGUACACGACUGACGGUACACCUUACGGAAAACCAAAGAUCAGCUCUGGUUAUGCGAUGAUCAAAUCUCCAGGAGAGCUCAUCUACAGGACAACCUCCAACCAGGAAGACGUCAAUGUGCAUGUUUUACACCUGGGACCACUGAAUGCUAAUGAUGAGUACGAAUACGUCAUUAUGUCUACAAAUUGCAAUUUCCCCUUGUAUGUAUUCGCAAGAGAUCCUAACAUGUACAAGCAGCGAUACGAAAGCGAGGUGAAUGCAGUGCUCGAAAAGAAGGGACUUGUCAACGGGAUCUCACGUCUUCUGAACAUAGUCGCACCGGUCGAAAACUCUUUGUGCACGUUCCCACCCUCCCUCUUCAACAUUCAAGGAUGAUCAGACAUUCAUUGAUUUCUAAACUCUACUGGUCCUCUCUGAAUCAGUCAUCUACAACUCUUUCAAUACCCAUUUUGUGGGUUAUUUGUUUGUCUUUCUUCGUUGAUCACUGUCAUUUAAUAACACUCCCUUCGAAACGUGUUGUCAUAUCUCUUGAUUUAUUUUAGUGUUGUUCGAGUUCUGAUUGAUCCCCACAUUUGAUACUGUGUACUUCGGCCGAGGUUGCGUGCAUUAUUUUGUACAUAGUGUGUUUCUUAAUGCAUGGUUUUAGUGCAUUGCCUCGUAAUAAUUUUCGUCAUCGCAUGAAUGACUAAAGAGUAU